This is a messenger RNA of Armigeres subalbatus, 3415 nucleotides long. RefSeq lists its product as uncharacterized. NCBI's taxonomy places the organism in Eukaryota, Metazoa, Arthropoda, Insecta, Diptera, Culicidae. The coding region runs from base 1584 to 1694 and encodes 36 amino acids. The record is from RefSeq and is a predicted model, not a curated record. The transcript is spliced from 2 exons.
GUUGAUUUUCCUGAAUCUCAUCUAUUACGCUGUGUUGUUAGCAAAGCAUCAAUUGUUGAAAAGCAAGAUAAGGAGUAGUUUCCCAGUUAUUGUUAAGCUGGCUCCAGUUACAAGGAAACGGGCUCGUCGCUUUUUCUCUAUCUCUUCCGCUACUAGUAGCUGCUUGAAACUAACGCGCGCGCGAUUACUGUCUGCAUAACUGUUGGUUCGACCAAAGGCUUCCUGUUCAAUCUUUAGCCUGAUUCGGUUCCGCUUGGAUAUCUAUCGCGGUAGUGGUAGCUGCACCUUUCAGUUUCACAGCGGCGAAAGUAAGCCGGAAGAUUUGUUAUCGAACCCGAAAGUGCUGUCACUAGUUUGCUUCCAGUGUUUCUUUAGUUGCACAAUUGUCGAAAGGAAGAAGACGUAUUAGGUGUGUCUCCCGGUGUGCAACUAUUCCCGGGGAAAUAGCGAAAAAUUGGAUAAGAAUAAAAUCUAUGACGAAGUGGGAACCGCACUUAAAGCCGAUUAUUAAUGGAAUUGAAUAGAAUCUUCGUAUUCUAUUUGGCGGUUGAAGUGAAAAUCUAAAGUGAUAAAAAUCCUACUAGUGUCAGAAUCUUGAAAAAUUCCACAAAGAUAGAUAAGAGUACUUGCAUCAAAGCAAAUCAAACAUCAAAAGUGAAACGUUAUUGAAACCUGGAUCUGGUUUGCACAACAGGUUGGAGUGCAAACUGCAAAAAAUCCUGGACAAACAGCUUGCACGAGGAGGUGGCAAAACAGCAUCCAAUAACAACAAUUGCAGAUACCGUACGACCGAACCCCAAGUACUGUGAUUCUCUGUUCACUUGCUCGGCCCUCGGAGAAUCGGAACGAAGCAAACAUUCCGUUGGCUUGACAGGCAACGGCAACGGCGGCCGGCGAGCAGCAGUAAACGAAAGGAGUACAUCAUUGCGGCGCUUGGAUAUUUCACCAGUCCACCGACACCAGCUGGGAUUGAAUUGGAUUCGACCUAUCUGCGUCACAACAACCGGCCCAGGAGGAUUCAAAUUGUAAAAGUGGCACGAUUCCUGACGGUGUGGCAGGGAAGCAGCCUACGACGGAGGGGAGAUUCAAAUUAGUGCCAAUUUUGCCUUCCCUCGAACGGAGAGCAGGGCGACGUGAAAAUCGGAACUUAAUUGAGAAUAUGAGCCCAGCGCUGUCCAUGCAAGGGACGGACGGUGGAGCCGCUGCUGAAUUUCAUUAGUGAAAUUGAUGAUCGAAAAUUGAUUUCCCGAUUUUAUAAGGGAUCAGUUGGUGUCUAUUUUCGGGCAGCUUUUUGCGGUCGAGAGUGGGUGGCAUUGUCCGAAGAUAAUCUCGAGUUCGGAUGCAGCAGAGCAAAUGAUAGCUAAUGAGCCUGGCGGUGCAGGAAGAAUUGUUUGGAGCGCUUGAUUUCUAGCGAUUCUACAGGAGAGCUAGAGUUCUGAGCCGCCAACGCCGCUACCGUCAACACCACCACCACCACCCCCAGCGAGACUACGAGGUCUGCCUUUGCACGUUCCAAACGGCAAAGUGCGGUAGUCCAGCGACAUUGUUCACUAUAGGCAGAACAUCACAAACCAGAUAGUUGAAUGAGUAACAGUGCAAUGGUUGCGGUGGCCAUCUGCUGUAUUCUGGUACUGCUGGCAGUAUUCAUCGUACUGAUAAUAGUGGUCGGGCAGACAAUGGGCGAACCAAAGUGAGAUAAGCUCCAACUGGGGCCAGGUCACUUCGCCGAUGGAUAGCCAAGGCCCCCCGGCUGUUAGAAUUCGGAUGGAUUUUGUUCCACUACUGCUGAAAGUGUAACUGUUAUCGUCGAUAGUCAACCGUUACAGAGCGCCACCAACACUCUAUCACCGAGCCCGGUUUAGCCCUGGUUCUACCGAAACGGCGGUUAACAAAUGCCACUAUCCUGUCCAAAAUGGAAAGAUCUUCAAAAACUACAAGCCAAUCCACCAUGAUGAAGGGCUUAGUCAAGAGGUAGAAGAGGUUCCCGAACAUUAGUUCUAAACCAACGCUGCAUAAUGCAGUACGGGAUAGUAAUCGUUAUGCAAUCCUCCCCAAGUAGAGAUCGAACCAAUGACGAACACUACAGAAGCGUACGCACAUGCGCUUUUAGCUGUAAAUAACGUUGACAUGCUCCUCCAUGGUCUUCUUCGCAUUUAGCCUAGCAAAUAGCACAAGCAUGCACCAGCUAGCUUCCCGAUACUUCUAUUCACUCCUUUGCAAACACAUUAGAUGAAUCCUUUUGCUACGGAAACGCCUAUUGUCUUCCAACCCGACUUCAAUAUUUCUUACUCAACACAUUAGACUUCUACGCUUCUCGACUUAGCUCCACGCGUGCACUCGUACCACGCUCAUCAGCCAAUUUGAAAACAGAUCAACUCUUAAACGAGGCAACAACCAAAAUUCAAAUACAAAAAGAACUUGUAGAGGACGACAGAGAGCAAAUACCAACACCACCACCAGCAACAACAUCUACAAUAAACAAAACCACCGGAGGAUAUAUAGAGACAAAAAAAUGGAAUAAAAUCUUUCUCAUCAAUUCUACACAGCCAAAAGGGGGCUACAAAGGUACGAACACUAAAUGAGCACAUACACACUUUCAUAUUCUAGGAUAAAAACCAAAUCGUUGAAAGAAAACACAAGAAACAACAUAGGGUUAGUGACAUUAGCAAGCCAAACAAAAACGUUCAUUUGAAACUGAUUGAAAUACAAAAUUUAUUACAAAACGUUAGGAGAAAACAUAUCGUGAACGACAAAGAAACCCAAAUCAGAUGACUACAUAACAACCAUAAGAAUGAUGAAUUUGAACCGUUGAGGAAGUUUCAUCAUGGGAAGAGUACGGCUAUUUACGGCCAACCUAAUCUUUGCUACAAUUCGAAAUUCGGCCCUUUGAUUUGCAAACUUCAUAAUAUAGACAACAACCAACUGAAUGUUUAGGAUAAUGCGCUUAAUUUCCGAUGAAAGAAGUUCUUCCCAGAAUUGAGUCACAUCCGAAUAAAGAUAAAAUAUAACGAAACCGAUGUUUGUAGGUUAGAAAGUGUUAUAAGACGAAUUGACAGGUCGGCGGAAAUGAUUGUUGAACAUGCUUAUAACUUGUUGUAAUAAAAAAAAUAAACACGAAUUCCAUAAGAACUUUUCUAGUGGAACAGUAAACUAGGAAUUCAAAUGAAGAAAAACGUGCCAAACAGAAUACUUUGGAUGUCAAAUCCUCUUUGUAACCCCGCAACUGAAGCGUAAUUGGAAUAUGAUCGAACACUUUGAGACUUUUUGAUUUAAAUUUAUAAAUUUCUUUGCGGAGAUCUGAAAUUGUCAAUUGAUCAAAGUUAUUACAGAAGAAUCGAUAAUUUCAGAUUUCUUCAGGACAUUUUAUUGCUAACUCAAUUUCAAUGAUGAAUUGCACAAAAAUCGCCAAACAAAA